CUUCCCCUCCCACAAUCCUUUCCAGUUCCUUUCUCUACAGCCACUUCCGCUAAAAAGGAUGGCACCUCCAAGACGCCGUGAAAACAAGAAAGCUGUCACCAAUGAGGUGAUAACAAAAGAGUGCACUAUAAAUUUGCACAAACGCAUCCAUGGAAUUGGAUUCAAGAAGAGGGCACCUCGUGCUAUCAAAGAAAUUCGCAAGUUUGCAGAAAAGAUGAUGGGUACACCAGAUGUGAGGAUAGAUAUUCGACUGAAUAAACAUCUGUGGUCUCAAGGUAUCCGACACGUCCCUCAUAGGGUGCGGGUUCGCCUUGCUCGCAAAAGAAAUGAAGACGAAGACUCUGUCCACAGGCUUUACACACUUGUUACAUUUGUUGCAUGCCCUGACUUUAAAGGCAAGCAGACACUCAAUGUGGACAACGAGUAACAGAAAAACUAGGCAGCGAACGCAGAAUGUGUCUAAUAAAGUUGGAGAUUAA
Pomacea canaliculata is the source of this 479-nucleotide messenger RNA. RefSeq names its product 60S ribosomal protein L31-like. The record is from RefSeq and is a predicted model, not a curated record. Lineage: Eukaryota; Metazoa; Mollusca; Gastropoda; Architaenioglossa; Ampullariidae. Gene Ontology annotation, biological process: cytoplasmic translation. The transcript is spliced from 5 exons. Bases 59 to 427 code for a protein of 122 amino acids. Gene Ontology annotation, molecular function: structural constituent of ribosome. Gene Ontology annotation, cellular component: ribosome; cytosolic large ribosomal subunit.